This is a messenger RNA of Hemibagrus wyckioides, 2266 nucleotides long. RefSeq names its product unc-93 homolog A (gene unc93a). The record is from RefSeq and is a predicted model, not a curated record. NCBI's taxonomy places the organism in Eukaryota, Metazoa, Chordata, Actinopteri, Siluriformes, Bagridae. The coding region runs from base 153 to 1568 and encodes 471 amino acids. The transcript is spliced from 9 exons.
UUCCUGCUUAGUACAGUAUAUGGGAAUGAUUGCAUGAGUGUGUGUGUGUGUGAGUCACAAAGCGGAUUUCAGUAUAGGAAGAAGGUUUGAGAGAAACUACACUGGUCCCAAUAGCGACUUCAUGAAUAUAGAUAUUUUAACCUGCCAAAAAAAUGAUAAGCCGAAAUACCAAAAAUGUGCUUGUGGUGUCUUUUGGAUUUUUGUCCUUGUUUACGGCGUAUGGAGGACUGCAGAGUCUGCAGAGCAGUCUGAACGCCGAGGAAGGAAUGGGCGUUAUCUCGCUCAGUGUCAUCUACGGAACCAUCAUUCUGUCCUCCAUGUUCCUGCCCCCCAUCAUGAUCAAGAACCUGGGCUGUAAAUGGACCAUCUUCAUCUGCAUGGCCUGCUAUAUCAGCUAUUCCUUUGGAAAUCUCUUCCCUGGAUGGCCGAGUCUGAUCGCCACGUCUGCUAUUCUGGGGCUGGGAGGCUCUCCGCUUUGGUCUGCUAAAUGCACGUACCUCACCAUCAGUGGGAACGCACAGGCGGAGAAAGAAAACAAGAAAGGUCAGGAUGUCAUAAACCAAUACUUCGGGAUGUUCUUCCUCAUCUUCCAGUCGUCUGCCGUGUGGGGAAACCUCAUGUCUUCACUUAUAUUCCAACAAGACGCUAACAUAGCUGAAAUUCCUGAGGAUAGGCUGCAGUUCUGUGGUGCUGCUCUGUGCAACGAGAACUUCACCACCACGGGGAACUUCACACGGCCGGAGCAGAACCUCGUCAACAUACUGAUGGGCUGUUAUAUCGGUGUCGGGGUUCUGGCGAUGAUCCUUGUAGCAGUUUUCCUGGACAACAUUGACGGAGAAGAAGCAAGGAAGUUUCGAAAAAACAUAGGCAACCAAAAUUUCUGCAGUACCUUCCUGGCCACGUUCAGGCUUCUAAGAGACAAGAGGUUGUUGAUGCUCAUUCCUCUGACUAUGUACAGCGGAUUCGAGCAAAGCUUCCUCGCCGGUGAAUACACCAAGAAUUACGUAACCUGCGCAUUGGGAAUCCAUUACGUUGGAUUCGUGAUGAUCUGCUUCGGCGCUGUGAAUUCACUGAGCUCCUACGUAUUCGGGAAGCUCGCGCAGUACACCGGGAGAAUCACCCUGUUUUGCCUUGCCGCUGUGAUAAACCUGAGUUGUGUGAUAGCUCUGCUGUACUGGAGACCACACCCGGACCAGCUGCCCGUCUUCUUCGUGUUUCCUGCACUCUGGGGCGUGGGAGAUGCUGUGUGGCAAACACAAACUAACGCGCUAUAUGGCACUCUGUUCCCUGACCACAAGGAGGCAGCGUUCGCUAAUUAUCGCAUGUGGGAGUCUUUGGGCUUCGUGAUCGCCUUCGCCUACAGCACAUACAUCUGUCUAUCCACCAAACUCUACAUCCUCAUCGCUGUGCUUUUGCUGAACAUGCUGACGUACUUCUGGGUGGAGUAUAACGAGUACAAGCAUCCUACUGCAGCUCUGAAAGAGGACAUGGAGAAACUGGACGAGACGCACCUGAAAGACACGGGCACAGAGAAACACCUGAAGAUUAUUAGUCAGACAAGAUUAUAGGGGAGGAUGUGUGGAUUUAUUAUUUUUUUGGUGGUGGUGGGGUUGAGGUGGGGGUCUAAGGCAUGAUAUAUAUAUAUAUAUAUAUAUUUCAAAUUAUUUGCUUUCAGGUAAAAGUCUAAACAAAAAACAAAUCAGGAACUCGAAUGAAAACACAUCAUCUAAAAUUUCCAAUCUAAAACCUGUGCUAUUCUAUUUGCAGGUCUAAUUAUCUCACAUAAGGCAUUAUUUAUUACCUCCCGUAAUUUUCUAGUCAUUGGCUAAUCGGUAGCCAUCAGUGUCCAUUACUUUUUUGCUACUUAAGGGGUGUAUUAGCCAAAUUUGGACGGCAUUUCUACAGUGUUUUGUAACAUUUGGAACAUAUUUGUGUCCUGGGUUGUGUAUUUGUAUAGAUGUUUAUAAGGCGCCAAUACAUUUACACUUUGUGCUCAUGAUUAAACGAGUUCUCACAGAUUGGUGAGAAUUAGCACACUGAAUCUGUUCUGGUCACUUCAUAGAGUGUAACGAUGUUGAAUGUUGAAAUGUUUUUGUUGGAAAUGUACUUGUGUAAAAUGGGACGUAUUUUGAGGAUAGAUGUUGGGACUGCGCUCUGGAGGAUAAGGUGUAGAUAAGGUGGUGAUGCAUGCAAUAAGAGUGCUUUUCAACUAGAGCGAUGCCUUGUAGCUCAGAAAUAAAAACUUUUCUGCUUCAUUAGGAUAAUG